This is a messenger RNA of Trichoderma aggressivum f. europaeum, 642 nucleotides long. RefSeq lists its product as uncharacterized. The transcript has a single exon. The record is from RefSeq and is a predicted model, not a curated record. Bases 1 to 642 code for a protein of 213 amino acids. Lineage: Eukaryota; Fungi; Ascomycota; Sordariomycetes; Hypocreales; Hypocreaceae.
AUGGAAGACUGGGAGCUGCCUCUGGCUACAGGAAAUCAUGCUCAGCAGGCCACUGGGCAGAUAAAUCCAGAUUUCAGCUUAAAUAUGCCAGCUCACCUCAACACUCGCGAGAGAUAUAGAUACAGCGAACAGAGAAGAAUGGCAGAUCCUGUCGACUCAUAUCUAGGCCAGCAAUGCGUGCCUGCAAAGAGCGAGCUCUCUGAGCCAACCGAUCCUUACUCAUUUGGUACGGGAACAGCAUAUAUGCUAGAUGCAGAUUUGUAUAAAAAGAUAAAAGCUGAACAAUGGGCAGAGAACCUGUACUGGGAGCAACCUAGCUGUGACAACGAUGUGCCGAACAAUCCAUUGUGGUCACCAACACCAACGCCACGGCUAGAUACGUUUAUCGCCCAGACUGCUGCUCCAGAUACUUCUACAAUGGAACAGAGAGCGAAUGACGAGAAGAGUGGCGCACAAGCUUCGGAGACAGAUAAACGCAAUAGCAGAAGACGAAAGAGAAACACAUCUAUUGAUCAUACGGCGAUAGAUGACAAAGAACGAAGGCGGAUAGAGCAUAUAGUCAAGAAUCUGGAGAUCUUUGAAACCCAGCAAAAGAUGUAUGGGCGGCAGCAGCUAAAGGCAAUUGAGGAUGGGGUUGCCUAG